Pocillopora meandrina is the source of this 248-nucleotide messenger RNA. Lineage: Eukaryota; Metazoa; Cnidaria; Anthozoa; Scleractinia; Pocilloporidae. The record is from the annotation of a GenBank genome assembly.
AUGUACAUGUCAAGAGUACGACUUAUCAGAGACAAAAAUGGUCGUGAUAAAUAUUACAAUGUGGACACCAUGAGGCACAAUACCGAAAUGAUUCAAAAUAGUGAAGGUAUUUUUGAUAUUUUAAAACAAGUCGCAAGCAAGGUUGCCUCCAACUGAUAGGAAAAGCUGCCAAAGAUAUCGCUACUAAGGCAGAAACAAAGGCCAUUGAAAAAGGUGCAGAACAUGUGAGAGCAAAACAGGCCAAGUAA